UUUAAGAACAAAAGGGCACAGUGAGUUCUGAGAUCUCAAACCACCUUCUUCUCUUUUCCUUUUUACUUGGAUGUACCGGUGCAUGACAAAGGUUCUAAGGAUCUAAGGCUGCCAGAUCAACAUGACAUCUCAGGUCGCGCAGAUGGUCUUGCGACUGGAUGCUGAAUCGGUCCGGGCGCUAAAAGACGGCAUAAAUUUUCAGAAAAACCCAGAGGAUGGCAAAUGUUACAUCAUUUACAAAGACAAAGACAAACUCCGGGCCUGCAAGAACCAGUGCAAGCACCAGGGUGGACUCUUCAUUAAAGAUAUUGAGGAUAUAGAUGGCAGAACUGUGCGCUGUACCAAACACUACUGGAAACUUAACGUGGCCUCUAUGGAGUAUGUGAACCCUCCUGACAGUUUCAUGCAAGAUGAACUUGAGGUUGUGUUAUCAGAUACAGAUGGCAGUUUAGAGUUGGUGGAGUUGAAUCCUCCAGACCCUUGGACCGUGGACCCCAGAGAAGCACAAGCCCUACAAGCCGGCGAGAUCACGUUGACGUACAUUACGCAUGCGUGCAUGGAGCUUAAAGCUGGGAAUAAGCGGAUGAUGUUUGACCCGUGGCUGACAGGUCCGGCGUUUGCCAGAGGAUGGUGGCUUUUACACGAGCCUCCGACUGAUGCGAUGGAGAGACUCUGUCAGGCUGAUCUCAUUUACAUCAGCCACAUGCACUCCGAUCAUCUCAGCUACCCCACAUUGAAACUUCUCUCCAAAGAGCGGCCUGAUAUUCCCAUUUAUGUUGGAGACACCUCACGGCCGGUGUUCUGGUAUCUGGGGAAAAGUGGCGUGAAUUUAACAAACAUCAACGUCAUGCCUUUUGGUGUAUGGCAGAAUGUCGAUGAAAACCUGAGAUUUAUGAUUCUAAUGGACGGAGUUCACCCUGAGAUGGAUACCUGCUUAAUCGUGGAAUAUAAAGGUCACAUGAUCUUGAAUACAGUCGACUGCACUAGACCAAACAACGGACGUCUGCCACAUGGUGUUGACAUUAUGAUGAGCGACUUUGCAGGUGGAGCAUCUGGAUUUCCAAUGACAUUUUAUGGCGGCAAAUACACAGAAAGCUGGAAGGCAGAUUUCAUUAAGAAUGAGAGGAAGAAACUGUUAAACUACAAGACGAUGCUGGUGAAGUCCCUGCAGCCCAAGAUUUACUGUCCGUUCGCUGGUUACUUCACCGAAGCUCACCCUUCAGACAGGUACAUAAAGGAGACAAACAUCAAGAACAACCCAGCAGACCUGAAUGCAUCUAUAAGGAAGAGCUGCCCAAAUACCUUAACCUGGACUCCUUUACCUGGUUCUGUGCUGGAUUUGGCCCUCACUCUGGCUGACAAAUCCAACAGGAAUGCCAUCACUGAACCGCCAAAUGGUACAAAGAUCUAUAAGGACAGUUGGGACUUUGACUUGUAUUUGGAUGAGCUGAAUGCUGCUAUUUCAGCUGAUAUCUUUAAAUACAAAAGCUGGAUCCAGUAUUAUUAUAACUGGGCCGGAUUUAAAGGCUACAAUCUGGUCAUUCGGGUAAUUGAGACCGAUGAUGAUUUCAAGCCAUUGGAUGGUGGUUACAAUUACCUUGUGGACUUUAUGGAUCUUUCCAUCCCAGAUAAAAGACCGGAUAGAGAUCACUCAUAUGAGGAGAUUAAGAACAGAGUGGGGGUGAUGAGACACGUGGUUCUGAACGGGCGGUUAUGGGACGAUCUGUACAUCGGCUUCAAUAACAAAAUGAGUCGAGAUCCUGAUGUUUACCACCACAAGUUCUGGAAUCAUUUUCAGACAGAAUUACCACUAUCAGCUCCAGACUGGGACCAUUUCCUUGAAACAGUCUCUGAAACAGAUCGGAGAGAGGACAGCAAUGGCGUCUGUGUGCUGUGUUAAUGCAAACACCGUUUUGCAUCCCAUUCAUGACACAUUAAGUCUAUUCACUUUUCUAGCACCGCACAGUUGAAAUGACUCACUAUAAGGAUGUUUUGAGUUGUUUUGUAAAUGUAUUGCUUUUGUUUUGAUGGGGUUUUGGGGUGUGUAACUCCAGAUUUUUAAUAUAUCAAUGUUAUUCAUGACUACUAAUAAUAAUAGUAUGAUUUAUUAAGAUUAAUGAUAAUGCUGCUCAAUCAUAAUUUUUAAUUCAUGCCUAAGCAACACAAUCACAAAUCUUUUAUAUAUAUAUAUAUAUAUAUAUAUAUAUACACACACACACAACUAAUGAACACAAAAACACAUCUUGUAGUUUUAAGUGUACAAAUGAUUAAAUUAAUCCUGUAGAAUGUUAUAACUUGUUACUUAGAAUACUUAAUUGUGAUUGGUCAGUUCUGAGGUCAAAUUUGUUUGUAUAAUGAGUGAUUUCCUACACAUCUGUGUUAGUUUCAUGUCACGUUUCACUUGGCACUCUUUUUCUUCUCACAUAAUAAAAUCAUUUAAGAUCAAUCAAAUAAAUAUUUAAAUCAAGUCAAUAUUGCAAAGAAACAUUAAGUUAAGUUGGUUGCAUGCUAAACUAUUAAUUUCAAUGAAUUGGAAAAAUGUCUCUCGCCCUUCACUUUAUCACAUUAUUAUUGUCCUGUUUAUUGAUUGAAAAACGGACAUAUGCUUUAAGGCAAUAUGUACAGAUUUUGCUGUUUCGGAAGGAAAUUGGUACUUUAAUUCACCAAAGUGGCAUUCAACUGAUCACAAAGUAUAGUCAGGACAUUACUGAUGUAAAAAACAGCACCAUCACUAUUUAAGAGGACAGCAGCCAUCACUCCAACACCUUAUCCUUGAGUAAUCAUGAUAAAUUGAUCAUUUGAUACUAGAAAAUCACUUGCCAUUAUAUCAAACACAGUUGAAAGAUAUUUGGUUCAUUAAAUGAAGCUUAACAUUGUCUUUGUGUUUGUGUUUGAGUUGUCACAGUAUGCAAUAGACUGGCAUAUCUUAAGAUCAAUAUUAGGUCACAAAUGGCAAAAAAGAAACAGCUUUCUCUAGAAACUCAUCAGUCAAUCAUUGUUUUGAGGAAUGAAGGCUAUACAAUGCUUGAAAAGAUUUCAUUCAAAGGUGUACACUACAGUCUUCAAAGACAAAGGACAACUGGCUCUAACAAGGACAGAAAUACAUUGCCCACAUCUAUGGCAAGUGCUACAGGAAGUGUGGGGUGAAAUGUCACCUGAGUAUCUGGACAAACUGACAGCUAGAAUGACAAAGAUCUGUAAAGCUGUCAUUGCUGCACGUGGAGGAUUUUCUGACGAGAACUCUUUAAAGUAGUUUAAAAAAAAUCAAAUUGUAAUAGUAAUUUAUCACAUUAUUAAUGUCCUGACUAUACACUGUGAUCAGUUGAA
Messenger RNA from Myxocyprinus asiaticus (Chinese sucker), 3327 nucleotides. RefSeq names its product cytidine monophospho-N-acetylneuraminic acid hydroxylase (gene cmah). Lineage: Eukaryota; Metazoa; Chordata; Actinopteri; Cypriniformes; Catostomidae. The transcript has 15 exons. Bases 122 to 1900 code for a protein of 592 amino acids. Gene Ontology annotation, molecular function: 2 iron, 2 sulfur cluster binding. The record is from RefSeq and is a predicted model, not a curated record.